Messenger RNA from Cottoperca gobio, 1682 nucleotides. Its product is annotated as basal body-orientation factor 1-like. The record is from RefSeq and is a predicted model, not a curated record. Lineage: Eukaryota; Metazoa; Chordata; Actinopteri; Perciformes; Bovichtidae. The transcript is spliced from 11 exons. The coding region runs from base 79 to 1644 and encodes 521 amino acids.
GUAAUUACCGGGAAACUUCUUCUCCUUAUGGUAGCACGGGGAUGUUUUCUAUAGUAUUUUAGCCAUUAAAAAGUUGCGAUGCCGAAGAAGAAAGUCCCCAAAGUAAAGAGGGCGAAAGCCGGGAAAGGAAAGAAAGAAGGCAAACAUGAGUCAAAAGCGGACAAGGAGUCUGACAUCGAGAAAGCCAAGGCCAACGCUGCCCUGUGGGAGCUGAGGUUACAGGUCACCGAACAGUCGCUCGUGGAGUACCGCGAGGCUUGCCGCAAAUUGGCACGCGCAAACGAAGAGCUCACCGACCAACUGUAUCGCACGGAGAAGGACACAAUCGAUAUAACUUGCUUUUUGAAGAAACAAGAUGCAGCUAAAGCGGAGAAGAUUAACGCGUUGCAGAAAAGCCUCAGAAGUCAAGACGCACUUGCACGUGAAGAGCAAAACAAACUGGUUGAUGAUCACACAACUCAAAUCAAUGAGAUGAAGGAACAGUUCAGAAAGAAGUCCAGUGACUUUAACAUGAUCCAAGAUGGGAUGAAGACAAUUAAGGAGUUUCAGAAGAGGAAAGCCCAGAUGGAGCAGGAGCUCAGUGAUAUUAGAAACAACAUGGAUCUUACUGACAAGGAGCACAGGGAAAACCUGAACAAAGUGGAGUGCAAAUUCUUCAAAGAGAAGGAUCGCCUGGAGAGGGAAGCCGAGCGAAAGAUAGCCCUUGUGGUGGAGAGGGCCCACAAUGAAGCCAUUGUACAGUUGGACCAUGCCUCUCGCUCUGUGUUCAAGGAGAACGUCCGUCUCAAUGAAGCGCUGAAGUAUCACAUAAAAGAGGCGGAGGACCUGCACGUAUUGACAAAUUCAAUAGCUAAGGAAAAUACCUCCCUGAAACUGGACAAGAACACGUUUGAGUUGACGGUAAAGAAAAACGCAGCCGAGAUGGAGGCCCACAAAAAGGAGCUAUCUAAACUGAGGGCCAAGGUAGCUUCCCUGGAACAUGCCCUCGAGCUAAAAGCUGUGGACCCUGAGAGAGAUGAGAAGGAGAAGACCCUGGUCAGCACCCAGGCAAGCCAGGUAGAGUUGGAGAAGCUGCAGAAAGUGCUUUACAUGCGAGAGAGGGAACUGGGACACGUCAAGCGGCUGGCGAACACCAUUGUGGAUCAGCGCACAGAGCUGGAGCAGUUCUUCCACGAGGCACUGGCUCAGGUGAAGCAGGAGAUCAUGGCCAGCAGGGUGCAAUACAAAAAGGAGGCACUACAGGCUUAUAGCUGGAGGCUGAAAGAAGCCACAGCAGGAAAACUAAAGUUCCCACCUAUCCGCACCUUUCAUAAAGGGCCCCACAGUACCAACUCUGUCUAUUCAGACAUGGAGGCGGCUGCAAGGUGGACUCAUCCACCAGACAGCAAAGUUGAAAUCUCAGAUCUCACUUGGGAGCAGAAGGAGCAAGUGCUCCGGCUUCUCUUUGCUAAAAUGAAUGGACAGAGAGAAAGGAAAGCCAACCAACAUCUGGCUUUGUCUGCCUCCUCUGAGAAGAAGAGCCUUAUUGACAGCGAUGCUGCAGGGAUUAGAGAGGAACUCUCCCGGGCGACCUUUCUCACCCAGGAGCCUGAGCCCGUUCUGCCCUCGAACCUAAACAGCCUGCCGGAUAUAAACACCACAUGACCUCCCUGUGGCCUCUACAUUGCACAUCACACUCUGGA